This is a messenger RNA of Cynara cardunculus var. scolymus (artichoke), 552 nucleotides long. RefSeq names its product glucose-6-phosphate 1-dehydrogenase, chloroplastic-like. Bases 1 to 552 code for a protein of 183 amino acids. Lineage: Eukaryota; Viridiplantae; Streptophyta; Magnoliopsida; Asterales; Asteraceae. Gene Ontology annotation, biological process: glucose metabolic process; translation; pentose-phosphate shunt, oxidative branch. The record is from RefSeq and is a predicted model, not a curated record. Gene Ontology annotation, molecular function: NADP binding; glucose-6-phosphate dehydrogenase activity; structural constituent of ribosome. Gene Ontology annotation, cellular component: ribosome; chloroplast stroma. The transcript is spliced from 4 exons.
AUGGUGUCGGGAUCGGGAAUUUGUGCACGGGAGGUGGUGGUGGACGCUCGCCACCACAUGUUUGGCCAAUUAUCGUCGAUUUUGGCCAAAGAACUACUCAAUGGCCAGAGAGUCACCAUCAUUCGCUGCAAAGAGAUCUGCCUCUCAGGUGGCGUGCUAUGGUUAGUUAGGCUAAUUGGACAACCAUGUUACAAGUUACGAGAGCAGCUUGACGAAGCCAUUUAUCUCAAGAUCAAUAACAAGAUUCCUAGUCUUGGAAUGAGGCUCGAUCGCAGCGACCUUAAUUUGCUCUACAGUACGAGGUAUUCGAAAGAAAUCCCGGAUGCAUAUGAGUGGCUUAUGUUGGAUGCGAUCGAAGGAGAACGAAGAUUGUUCAUAAGAAGUGAUGAACUCGAUGCUUCUUGGUCUACAUUCACGCCAUUGUUGAAAGAACUUGAAGCCAAGAAGAUUGCACCGGAUUUGUAUCUGUAUGGCAGCAGAGGAUCCGUCGGAGCUCAUUAUCUGGCGGCAAACUACAAUGUCCGGUGGGGAGAUCUCACAGGCGACAACUGA